This is a messenger RNA of Helianthus annuus (common sunflower), 687 nucleotides long. RefSeq lists its product as uncharacterized. Bases 1 to 687 code for a protein of 228 amino acids. The transcript has a single exon. The record is from RefSeq and is a predicted model, not a curated record. NCBI's taxonomy places the organism in Eukaryota, Viridiplantae, Streptophyta, Magnoliopsida, Asterales, Asteraceae.
AUGGAUCUUCAGCACAGUGUAGAUGAUUUGCUUGGUCGAGUGCUGGAUAUGGACGCCACAGCCAGGGACACUUGGGUUCGGUUAGAGAAGCACUUUCUCAGCAAUAAACAGACCAGGGCAGGAGCACUGGAAAUCAAGUUCGUUAACCUCACGCUGGCUGUAUGUUCUUCUAUGGACGAUUACUGCCAACAACUUAAACACUUGGCAAAUAAACUGGCUGACGUUGAUAAGCCAAUCACUGAACCCAGGCUCGUUUUACAACUUGUUCGGGGACUUUCUCAGGAGUUUGACACUACUGCUCAGUUAAUUCACUCUCAAAAGGCUGAUUGGGAUCUUGCUAGAACGAUGUUAAAUGAUGAAGUCAUACGCCAAGAGGCAAGAAAACAAAAGAAUACUUUUGUUCUGGUUGCACCAGCCGCUGCAGCCGCAAAUAACUCCACUGCAGCCGCCCACAACAAUCAGCAACCACCUGUUAAUCACCAGCAAACGGACCCGAAUCAGCAGCAAUAUUAUCGGCCAAGAGGUCAUGGCCGAAAUCAAUCAGGUCGCGGUAGAGGAGGACGCAGACGCAGCUCACAGGGUUAUUCUUGUUCAACCACAUGGGCUUUUCAAAACCAAACAGGGCAGCCCACUUACCCACAGUGGGCCUGGUGGAACAUUCCACCAUGUCCUUACCCAACCCAAUAG